UACAAUCUUUACUAUCUGAGCCAACAGCGAUGUACGCCACAGCUUUAAGUUUAGUGCUGUUGACAUUCCUACUGGAAAGCAUUGUGUGCUGGAGAUGGCCAGGGCAAAAGCCAUUCAAAAUUUCCUGCUUUCAUUUUGAAGUCUUUGGUGAUGUACAAAAUGUACAUUUCAAAGAGUAUACGCAGAGAGUUGCAGAGGAAUACAAUCUGCGAGGCUAUGUUGUGUACACAAACAACCAUACUGUGCGAGGCUAUGUCGAGGGACAGGAGAGCUACGUCCCUUACAUGAAGAAGUGGCUGACAGAAAGAGGUUCCCCCGAGGCCAGAGUGGACAAGGUAGUGUUUUAUAACGAGAGAUAUAUUGAUGAUUUUCGCUACAAAGUAUUCCAUUCGUGGACCGAGAUAACACGGAAAUGCAGCAAAAGAGGAUGUACAAAGAAAAAUAUGUUUUGGGUGCAAUCUGAAGUUUUCUGAUUAAAAUUGCUGAAUGAAAUUUCAACUUUCUGGUCUUUCAGCUUGACGCAUUGUUAAACACUCUUGUAAUUCUACAGCGUUCUGCAAUUAUAUUCUGCGGAAGUAUUAAGAAAUAUUUAGCUUAUAACUUCCAAUGUAUACCUGUUGUAAGAGAAGAGCCAUUUGUUUGUCACUAUUUCUAAGUAUUUAAUUCAGUACCUAGAUAAAUUGGCAUCAUGAUCACUUUAAAUACUAAUUUUAAUAAUUUUUAGUAACAACUGGCAAGCUUUUAGGGAAUGUGAAACUGACAAGUGAGCUAUGACUGUGAUUUAUUCUUGCACUCAACUUGUUUUAUAUAACAUCUACUUUUUCUCAUGCUUGGAUCUCAAGGUUGCUAGGACUGUUCAUAUUCUAGUUGUGGAGCUUUAUUUGCCAAUGGAACAUGUAGGGGUGAAUUGUAAACAAAUGAUUAAAUGAGUGCUUUAAACGCACUCACAGACCAACCAACUAGAAUCGAAAACCUACUUAUUUAAGAAUACAAAAGUCUCUCUAGAAAAAGCUCUACAAUAUAUCUUUUCUUUAAGGUAAGAACCAUUUAUGAUCAUUGCCUGAGGCAAUAUUUAUUAAGCUACAUAUGUCUUCACAAUGGAAGUUUUGUUGUGAAAUUAUUUUACUUUGGCGAGUUUAACACUAUUAUAUUGAUUUGUGUUUCUCUAACCUUAUGUAUUAAAUUAUUUUAAGAAUUCUAAUCCUCGAAACAUAGUAGUCUAUUACUAUAACAUAACAUAACGAUGAAAAAGGUCGGAAAUCCUGUUAAGUUUGUUUUUUGAUUGUAGAUCACAGAAUAAUAAGAGCCUAUUUUCUUAGUUCAUAUCAAACUUAACAAAGAAUUACAAGUAAAACCUUAACAUUUAUAAUAAAUUUCAUACUAUGCUGAAGUUUAAUUUAUCUUUUUUAUGAGAAUGGAGUCGGUAACAUUCCUAUUUUAUCUUAUCUACUAAUGCCUCCAUUCAUAAGUGUGGGAUAUGGCUGCCUUGCACUGAAGGAGGCAAAAGAAAAACAUUCUUUGAAAUACUGUCUAUCACAUACAAGAAUAAAAUAUGAUUAUUAAAAAAUAUUAUAACUUACCG
Molecule: messenger RNA, 1582 nt
Organism: Homalodisca vitripennis (glassy-winged sharpshooter)
Lineage: Eukaryota; Metazoa; Arthropoda; Insecta; Hemiptera; Cicadellidae
Product: acylphosphatase-1-like
Exons: 5
Coding region: 30-473 (147 amino acids)
Molecular function (GO): acylphosphatase activity
Source: RefSeq, a predicted model, not a curated record